Ylistrum balloti is the source of this 297-nucleotide messenger RNA. Its product is annotated as vesicle transport protein SEC20-like. Gene Ontology annotation, molecular function: SNAP receptor activity. NCBI's taxonomy places the organism in Eukaryota, Metazoa, Mollusca, Bivalvia, Pectinida, Pectinidae. Gene Ontology annotation, biological process: retrograde vesicle-mediated transport, Golgi to endoplasmic reticulum. Gene Ontology annotation, cellular component: SNARE complex; endoplasmic reticulum. The transcript is spliced from 4 exons. Bases 4 to 297 code for a protein of 97 amino acids. The record is from RefSeq and is a predicted model, not a curated record.
GACAUGGCUGCAGAAGACAUCCACGUGCGAUUGUGUUUACAGGAAAUCGUUAGGUUAGACCUUGAAGUUAAGGCACUGAUUCAGGACAUCAGGGAAUGUGCUGAUACGAAAGAGGUGCUUGAAGACAUAAAUGUUGAGGCCAGAGGAAAAGUUAACAAACUUCGAAAAAAGAUUGAGGAGUUGGAAACACUAGGCUUUGAGCAAGACAAGGAGGAAGAUAGACAAAUCAUUCACAAGGAUGUUGAGAAUCAAAAGCAGCGACUUGCCAGGUACUUAUCAGAAAAACAAAAUGGCUGA